Messenger RNA from Porites evermanni, 7650 nucleotides. The record is from the annotation of a GenBank genome assembly. Lineage: Eukaryota; Metazoa; Cnidaria; Anthozoa; Scleractinia; Poritidae.
GUUUCUGCUGAUGCGAGACCUCGAGGUGGUUCAUGGCUUGGAAAAAUCACAUACCACUUCAAGGGUUUGCUGUCCGCGACUAAAGAAAUGGCGUGCGAAAGUGAAUGGCUUCCUUUGAAGAAUUUUCUUUCAUGCGAUACCUCGGGUCCUUAUUCAUUCUGUAACGGUUAUGACUGCCCUGAAUUCGAUGAAAAGAAACUGAACGUCUCUGGCAAAAUAGUUGAAGAUUACACUCUGCGCUGUUAUUACAAACCCUACAAAUGGGUGUCAACAAGUUACAAUGGUAAUUAUGAUAAAGAACUGUUAAUAGUUAUAAUAGAACUUGGGUAUACAACAUUCAGCUGAAAGAAAUUAAAGAAGGCUCAGACACCUAUACGCUGACGAAGCUAUCCCUGGCAAACGUUUUUGAAAAACAAAAGGUUUCUUAUCUUGUAGCAGACUGGAGCUGUCGUUAGUUUAAAGGCUCAACACUUUGCAGGGGCCCAGUUUGUACUUUAGCUUUAGGUACCUUAAAAAAGGACCUCGACAGGGAAACAGAUAGGAACCCAUUUAAAGCGAGAAUGUAGAUGAAAAUGAACUCCUCGAAAGCCACACCCUAUCGGCAAUUACCUCAAUAAAGCGGUGGUAGGGGUGGGGGGUGGGGGCUCUUUAUCUUUUCUCCAGGGAUUCACGAUAAAACUACAUUUUGUCUGACAUUUUGUAAAUAUGUUUCUCGAUUCAUACAGAAAGAAGAACCGACAAAUCGGAAGCUUUCAUGCGUCUCUUCAGAUAUAUCUCUGGUAGCAACAAGGAGGAGAUGAAGAUCAAAAUGACAGUUCCAGUAACAAUGCAAAUGCAACCCGACGAAGCGUCCGACUCCUUCUGCAAAGAAAACUACACCAUGAGCUUUUUCAUCCCUUUCAAGCAUCAGAUAGAUGCACCUGCAGCAACCGAAGAAAACGUCCGUUUGGAAGAAGUCGAGCCAUUUUGUGCCUACGUGAAAGUCUAUGGCGGCUGGUCCAGCAAAUGGAAGGUAGAACGCAACUACAAAGCUCUUGUGGCAGCCCUUAAAAGAGAUGGAUUUGGCGAUGAUUUCCGCACUGAUGUCAUUUAUUCAGCUGGGUACGACGAUCCAAUGACAAAGUUCAAUCGUCAUAAUGAGGUCUGGCUCGUUAGUAAAAAUCAAAGCCCUGCUGUUAGAAACAGGCUGUAAAGACUAUUUAUGCCCAAAGAUUUUACGGUCUUAACGUUUUGGCUGUGAUCUUUGUGCACAUUUAUUCUUCGCUUUCAGUUUUGUUUUAUUCGAAAAAAAGACUUGUUAUUUUGGUAUUUUUGAAAAACGAGAAAGUCUUAGCGAGAAAAACAUUUCAUUUUUGCUCUUUUAUGCUACAGCUUGUAGCAGUUGAUCUUUUGUACAUUUGUAAUUAUCAGUACCUUAACAGACGCAAUUAAAGUGCAUAUCCUAAUAUCUCUAUUGAAUUCCUUGUAAUUCUGACUUAGAAAGGGUUUUAAAAUUAUUAUUUGUGGGGAAGGUAAGUCAUUGGCGGUGUAAAGGAAACUUAUUACAAGUCCUCGAGUCAAGAGAAGAGACUAUUGUUCACGGUCGAACUGAAUUAAAUGGUGCGAAUUAUUUCCUUCUAUCAAUUUUUUAUUACCGUAACGUGGUCAGAUGGGGUGCAUUAGGAAGAUAAAACAACAACACGGGUUAGAUGGAUUGAUGCGGGAAAACUGGGAGUGUGGAAAACAAUGCCGGAGUGAAUCAUUGCGCGCAGAAUUGCGAUCGUUAAGGCAACCGUUCUUCUUUUUACUCUUUUACUUCUUUCCCAUCACCCUUCACAUUUUCCGCACUCGGCAUUUAAAGGCGCAUUCCUCAAAGGGAAAACAAAACGUCAAAACUUCAAAAGUAAAGUGGCGCUGUUUCAAACUUCAUCGCCAUAGCGUUCAAUUUUCGGCGUUUCAUUUAGGCGAAUUCUCCCGAGUUUAGAAAAAGGCAAAGAAUCAAAGAUGUCUUUUGCUUACGCUUCAAUUAAAAGCAAAAUUAGGAAAUUUCAGGUCGUACUAGAAUGCACCGCAAAACGCAUUACGGAAUACUUGCUGCCAUGCGACCUUCACACUAGAGCAGCUGUCGUCGUUAUUGCUUGAUCAACAGGGUCCAGAGGAGUUUCGUGUGAAUAAAUGACUUACUUAUUUAAAGUCUCAUUGAAAAAUGUCUAUACCACUCUCGCUUAGCACGAUUAAUUAGCCCAAUGGCAUCUUUAUAAAUGGUUUGCGGUCUAUAGAAUGUGUAACGAAACUUUAACGCGAUCAAAAUAACCCAUUUUUUCGGAGCUUUUCGACGGGCUUUGAUGUUCUAACGACAAACAUAUCUCCUCUGGACCCUGUGCAUGAUCUUCCCAUUUGGCUCGAACAACGCGAAAGAGGGUUAUAGGAAAUAGGCUCAGAACAAGUAUUGGCCGGCCAGCGCCCCGCGGAACAGGCGUUUUUUCUGCCUCUUAACCAGCCUGUACACGGAUCGGACUUUUUUCUUCCUUUUUUGAUUCAGUCGAGGAAGUCGAACAAGAGAGCAUGAGAAAUUGACCUGAAAAUUCCGAUAAAAAUCUACACUACCAGCAGUCUCUCUUUUUUUCUUGGUCCGUCAAGCAAAACGCCCGAAACACGCAAAUGACCACGCACGUGACUGAAGGCGCGAGGCGGGAGACUGUACGACAAAAGAGAGACCUUUUUUUUUAGCGUGAAAACUGAAGUGUGGAUAGGCCAGGCACGUGAAACGUGACCUUAGAGUUUGCUUGAACAACAGAGGUUUUCCUACUUUAUUUUUUAACGCGCAGGUUAUGCAGUGCAUAGAGUUAAGUCGAUUCUAAACUAAUUGACUAAGCAAAUCUUAAUUUUGGCCGCGGUCUCACAUUUAGAGGUCAUGAAGCUGGUCUAUUUAUCUUAUACAGGAGCCCAUCUUAUAUUAAUAAUUCAUUUCCUGUGCUUUAUGUUUUGAAUGAGAUCACCCGAGACCUAGUUCUUGUUUGCAGGAUGUUGAAUUUUCACGGGAUGUUGUUCUACAUAUCCAAAUUGUAGCAAAAAUCUUCUUCCACUAUCCGCCUACACUUCCUUCCAUUUAAUACUAGACGCUUUUCCAAAAGCUUUUCCCUCCGAAACGAAGCCCUGCAAUGCAACAAAAAAUCUCUCAGUCCCAGAUGCCAUUUGGACCUGUUGAGUCUGUGCUAUUUGUGAACUGGCCAUAUACCAAUUCAAAAUAUGAUAUUUUGCAUUUAGAGUGGUUUUCGUUUGAGUGUCGUAAAACCAAAACCAAAGUAAUUACUCUGGCCAAUCACAUAGGACACAGACAAUACAUUGAACCAAUCAUAACUCGAAGUAAUUACAUGUGGCUGACGCAAAGCGCGGGAAAAUGCAUGCGAGCGCGUCACAAUUGGCUUUGGUUUUACUUCUGAUUGGAUGAAAAGGUGGCGCGAAUCUUUUAAGCCAAUCGCAUCGUGUAGAAAGUGCAAAACCAAUUACUUUUCGACACUCAAAUGAAAACCGCUCUAGUAUCUAAAGCAAGACAAAGGAAAAUGGGUCAAGUUCAGGCGAUCGAAAGAAAGCCUUAAGCAGGCGUGGAGCACGUGACACGUGCGUCGGGAAUAAAUAGAUAAAUAAAUGAAUAAAUAGAUAAACAAAAUCACAAAAUACAGGAGUUCAUAACCAGAAGGAUGCAGGCCUAUGUCACAGUGUUCGUCACAGUGUUCGCUGGCAUGCGCUUGCUUCGCAAGCCACCCUCGCGCCUUCGGCGCUCACACAGUCUACUCUGCUUCCUCCGUCAAACGCAUGCUAAGUUUAAGAUAUCAACAAGAGAAAUUAAACGUCUCUAAAUAUUAAAACCCCGUCACCGUGCCUUUCUCGCAUGCACGGCCGCCUCGUGCUUGCUUGCGUGAAAAUCUCGAACUGUUUACUCCCUUGUUCGAUUUCAGACACUGAAAAAACAUGAGCGGCGAACCUACUCUCACCAAGCACAAGUGUUGAGUGGUGGCCCGUGGGAUGUCCCUCUUAUCAUUACGUAACUCAGUGAAUGUGAGCCUCGCACGUGAGGCACGUGACUACACAUCAACGGCACGCGAGUUCGAUACCCGGAAUGAUAUCAAUUGACUUGAGCAAUGAUAUCAAUAGGCUCGAAGCCUAUGAUAUCAAUUGACUUCUCGGCACGCGAGUUCGAUACCCGGAAUGAUAUCAAUUGACUUGAGCAAUGAUAUCAAUAGGCUCGAAGCCUAUGAUAUCAAUUGACUUCUCGAAUACAAAUCCUUUAUGUUGACGGCUAUUUGAGAAUUACGCAGCCGCACGCACUCUCACAUUGAGCUUGGGUUGCCUGUGGCCUGGGUUGGGAUUCUUGCCUUCUUCGGCAGCAAAAUCAACAACAACAACAUCAACAUUUAUUGGUAUUGCCAUGAGUAGAUGGCAUUGCCGAAUAAAAUAUUGAAAAAAAAGGGAAAAAGCAUUGCUUAUUGUAAAUAAUAUUAAUAAAAUAUUGGAGAACAGCACGCUCUGCGUGGGUCUUACUGCGUGUUCCGGGCUCCCAGCUGAACACCCCUAGAUUUCAAUUUAAAUAUUUGGUCAGCAGUUAUUGAUGAUUUACUGUCUUGCAUGAUUUCGGCCUGGCUCGGCAGAAGAGAGGAAGAGCCACAUAUCAAAGUUCCAGGUUACCUGUCAAAGUCCAAUGCUAAUAUGUUUAUUGUGUCACUUAAAACUUGAAUGAAAACUGCAAAGUCACCUGGCAAGUCUCCAGCCAUGGUAAAAUGAAACCCGGCAAAACGUGACCUUUUUCCUAUAAAGCCUAGAUCCUCUGACGUGUUUUCAAGCUUCAGGUCCUUUACACUGCAGCCGUGAACAACGGAGUCAUAGCGGAGUGGAAAAAGUUGCAGAGAGUUAAGGUACGUAAGCUUUAUUCAGAUCACCUCUUUCAAAAACAAUUCACCUUUUGAUGAGCUCGAGUUCGGCUGAUUUGCCAAAAGAAUCCUUGAUGAAAUCCCCUGAUUAUAAAGAACUUGCUUGUGCCUUCAGAAUUCGGGUGUAAAGUAGUUGUGCAAUAUAUGUUGCUGGCCGAUAGAUACGUGGUAUGUAACUGUAUCUUCGCCGCGGACAGGUUGUGGAGAUCCGGGCUCUACUUGCAUAAGCGCCCAUUACUAGAUUACUCUGCUGAAUUAGUAGGCGGUGAAAGUAACAAAAUGAGAUGCGUUCAUUAGCUUCAGUUUUGCAUGAUGUGUCUUCUCUUUUCAAUUUAGUCUUUUAUGAUUAUAUGUUACCGACGAUCAGUUUCUUUAUUAACCUUUAUAUUGAAAAAAGUGCUUUCCGUGUCAGUGUCAUUAAAAAACCACUGAUUAUUUUGUUGGGAUAAGAGAGAUUUCAAGGACUUUAAACACAAAAAGGGUAUUUGGCUCUUCAGAAGAGAAAAAAGCCUCAAAGCCUCUUAUUUAUCUACAGUCAACAAAAUUAGCGAGUUCUUUUCUGUCAAGUCUAUGAGUACUGUGUUCACCGUGAUUUUAAUACUUCGAUGCCCUCUAGUUAUUAAUUACUACGUAUGUUGGAACUCUUUUUAUUUUAUUUUUACCGGGAUUUUUACUCUGGUUUCCAGAGGGUUUUUUUCUUACCUAUUUCUUGAUAGUUCGCCAAUAACUCCAGUAACUUGAAUUGUUGGUAGACGUCGAUUUCUAUCUGACAAGUACGGUCAGAUUUUCGUUUAGCUGCUGCUACCUGAAGCGCCUUUUCAACAUUUCUUUCAAGAAAGUUGUUCUCAUAUCUUUUAUUAUUAAUGUCAUUUCAGAUGAAGCUGAUCCUUGUUCUUUCUGUCGUCUUCUUGGUUUCUGCCGAUGCGCGACCUCGAGGUAGUUGGCUUGGAAAAAUUACACGCUCUUUCCACGGCUUAAUGUCUGCGGGUAAAGAAAUGGCUUGCAAAUACCAACUUCCCUUCAGCACUAAACUCCUUUCAUGUGAUUCUUCCGAGCCUCGAUUCUGCGGUGAUUACGAUUGCCCUGAUUUCUAUGAAAAGAAGCUAAACGUCUCUAGCAAGGAUUACACUUUGCGCUGUUAUCCAAAACCUUACAAAUGGGUGUCUACAACGUUCAAUGGUAAUUAUGAUAUAUUAUUUUAACAGUAAAUACAUACUGCAUACUCUAGGUUUGCAUAAAAUAACACAGAAACAGUAGAGUAAGUGCUAAUUAAGAAAGAAGCCGAUUUGUGACCUGACGAUGUUUUCUUGGCCUGUCCGAGUAUUUUUUACUGCUGCAUAGUCAACGUUCUGGAUUCAAAUAUCUUUGUAACCACACAGGAACUGAAAGUGGAUUAACUCUGGUACUUCAAUUUUCUAAACAAGUUUUUAUAUUUUGGGGUAAAAGUGCCAAAUUUCUGCCAGCAGGUUCUUAAACACUAGGUUAUUCUACGCUGGUUUUUACUGGGCACUAUCUAAUGGGCUUUGGAAGAACAUCGUCAAAGCCUGUUACUUUCGAAUUCGAUUUACAUUUAUUAGAUAAACAAGGGAAAGGUUGAUACAUUAGUAUUUCUGGGGAUUGGUGGAGGAUGUAACAACUUUAAAAUAAAUAUUCAGAGUAUCGAUUUGCAUUCUUCUUAUAGGCCGAGGAAGCGAAGAGUCGGAAACUUACAUGCCCCGCCUCUUAAAAUACAUCACAGCUGGUAGGUCCUUCAGUCAAGGCUACUAAACCCUAACCAUAUUACCAAAUUAAACUGACUUAAAUUGAGUGAUGAAUAUACAUGUGUAUCAGAAUUUCAUAAAUUGGAGAGAGCAAAAUGAGACCAAAAUUGCUAGUGCGCUUAUUUUACUCAUGCACCCUCCCCCUUCCCCCUCUGCUAGAUAAUUAAGGGUAUUAAAAGUUGCUUAAAGCUACAUGAAAAAGAACUUGAAGAAAUCGUGGAUUUGUUAUAGGUAGCCCCGAGAUCAAAUCCUCGGCCACGUUUGUAAAAGAAUAAACAAGUUCUCCUCCUACUAGUUAGGAUUCUAAACCAGGUUACUUUUUAUGUUCCUGAAUUAUUUGUUUUAUCUUCACUAAAAAAUUCCUUUAGGGUAGAGGAAAAUUAAGUUAAUUUUAAUCAUAUCAUACUCGAUUACCAUACCCUGUCCAUUUCCUGUCCAUCGGUUAGGAUGCCACUCCCCUGAAGGAAUUCAUGAAUGAUACGUGUAUUAAUUGAUCUUUUUCUUGUCAUUCAGGAAGAAGAAGUAGAAGCAAGCAAACAGAGGCUUUCUGGCGUCUCUUCAGAUACAUCCAAGGAGAAAAUGAGAAAAAGAUGAAAAUUAAUAUGACAGUUCCAGUAGUGAUGCGAAUGGAACUCGACGACACUUCCGACUCCUUUUGUAAAGAAAACGCCACCAUGAGCUUCUUCAUCCCGUUCAAGCAUCAGAUAGACGCACCCGCACCAACUGAAGAAAACGUCCGUUUGGAAGAAGUCGAGCCAUUUUGUGCCUACGUGAAAGUCUAUGGCGGCUGGUCCAGCAAAUGGAAGGUAGAACGCAACUACAAAGCUCUUGUGGCAGCCCUUCAAAGAGAUGGAUUUGGCGAUGAUUUCCGCAAUGAUGUUAUUUAUUCUGCUGGUUACGACGAUCCAAUGAAAAUGUUCAAUCGUCAUAAUGAGGUCUGGCUCAUUAGUAAAAAUCAAAGCCCUAAAGGAAAUAAUUUGUAA